Messenger RNA from Fusarium proliferatum ET1, 501 nucleotides. RefSeq lists its product as uncharacterized. The coding region runs from base 1 to 501 and encodes 166 amino acids. The record is from RefSeq and is a predicted model, not a curated record. Lineage: Eukaryota; Fungi; Ascomycota; Sordariomycetes; Hypocreales; Nectriaceae. The transcript has 4 exons.
AUGGUUACGCAGCAGUUCAAGUUCUCCCCGCCUGAGAAUUCGACGAACCAGCUGAAGCUUCUCGAAGUCCUUACUUGUGGCUGUGGCCGCAGCCGUGACGGGUACCAGCAGCUUGCAGGCAUAGACACGUGCAAAAACCGAGCAGGUUGGCUGAUAAUCUUGGUGAGCGAGAGUGAGGCAUUGCCAAUGCCAACCAUAACUCCGGGCCACAGAAAGAAAUUGACUCGAGCUUCGGAUGCGCCGUUCAGGGGCACCGGUGCCCCUCAGUGGACUCUGGAGGCUUCAUCCAAAAGCCCGAUUUGCAGCGAGCACUUGCCAGGCCCACAAAGGAGUGACUCCCUACCAAUGAUGACGCGUGGCUGGCUAUUUCUGAACAGUACUUUAAAGAGACAGAGACCCAACCAUCCCCUUGCAAUCACCAAUCAAGACCCGUAUCCCCUGGCACUCCUGGUCAGCGCCCCUGGCUUGCACUGCGAGUCGCGGGCGCGGGCCAGCCUUUAG